Messenger RNA from Aspergillus oryzae RIB40, 1026 nucleotides. RefSeq names its product zinc-dependent alcohol dehydrogenase family protein. Bases 1 to 1026 code for a protein of 341 amino acids. NCBI's taxonomy places the organism in Eukaryota, Fungi, Ascomycota, Eurotiomycetes, Eurotiales, Aspergillaceae. The transcript has a single exon. Gene Ontology annotation, molecular function: oxidoreductase activity. The record is from RefSeq and is a predicted model, not a curated record.
AUGGAACAAAUGAAAGCCAUCCGAAUUGUUACCACAGGCAAUAAACCCAGCGCAGAAAUUCGUGACGAACCUCUACCAAGCCCAGGCCCCCAUGAAGUGCUGAUCAGAGUACACGCGGCCUCACUGAACUACCGCGACACAGCGCUAUUGAGGGGAGAAUAUCCCGCGAAGACCAAAGAAGACGUCGUCCCUGUAUCAGACGGUGCCGGCGAGGUAGUUGCAGUUGGCAGAGACGUAACACGGGUUAAAAACGGCGACCGCGUCACAGUUAGUUGCGUUACAAACUGGAUCGGUGGCCCAUAUAACCCAGACUAUCGCUCCAAUAGCGUCGGCUUCACCGUCGACGGGUUGUUGGCCGAAUACGCGCUCUUCUACGAAGACGCACUCGUCCCUAUCCCUGAUUAUAUAUCCUACGUUGAGGCCGCCUCGCUCCCUUGCGCAGCUGUCACUGCCUGGACGGCGCUUAACAAGAUCGAGCCCCUCCAGCCGGGCCAGACGGUCCUGGUCCAGGGCACCGGCGGCGUCUCGCUUUUCGCCUUGCAGUUUGCGAAGAUCUUCGGCGCCCGUGUCCUAGCCAUCACAUCAUCUGACGAAAAGGCCGACAAGCUGAAGGAACUAGGCGCCGAGGCUGUCGUGAACUAUACCACCUGUCCUGACUGGGAUCGCGAGAUUCUCGCCUUGACUGAUGGAAAGGGUGUCGAUAAGGUGCUGGACAUCGCGGGAGAGAAAACUAUUGUGAAGUCUGCAGCCUCGACUAAGAUCACUGGCGUGGUGGUCCUGAUUGGCUUUGCAAGCGGAUUCGGGGGCGGCCUUCCGCCAAUUGAUAUACUCGCUCGAUCCCUGACAGUCACUGGAUCGACUAUUGGUUCGCGGAUGGAUUUCGAGGCAAUGCUUCAAGCGAUGGAGAGGCAUAAGGCAAGGCCUGUCAUUGAUCGGGUUUAUCCCUUUGCGGAGUAUGGUGAGGCUUAUCGGAGACUUGAGUCGGGGCAGCAUGUCGGCAAGGUUGUUAUCCAAGUCACUCACUAG